AGCAUGCUGGGAGAGGAAAACUCCAGGAACCUGAGGGAAAGAGGAAGUUCUGCUGGAAACGUCCUGUAAAGAGGCUCUGAUGUCCGGACAGCGGGAGGGAGAGCCCCGGCAUGAGGAGCAGGUUCCUGUGAUAUAGGAUUGUCCGAUGACAUCAUCAGUACCAGAUAAUGGAUGGAGACGGGGACAAGAUGGCGGAGAGGAUAUUAGAUCUUACCCUAGAGAUACUCUUCCUGCUUACUGGAGAGGAUUACUCCACAGUGAAGAAGACGUCUAGUAAUCUGAUACAUGAGAAGAACAAUGAGAAGAUCCUAGAAGUCGUCCACAAGAUGAUGGAGCUGCUGACUGGAGAGGUUCCUAUAAGGUGUCAGGAUGUCGCUGUCUAUUUCUCCAUGGAGGAGUGUGAGUAUUUAGAAGGACACAAGGGUCUGUACAAGGACGUCAAGAUGGAGGAAGACCAGCCCCUCACAUCUCCAGAGAGAUCCAGUCAGAGGACAACACCAGAGAGAUGUCCGCAUUUUCUCCUUCCACAGGAUGGUCAGAUUUUAUAUCAGGAUGAAGAUCUGCGCAAUAUUAAUGCUACAGAGACAGAUGUGAGGGGUGAUGAGGAAUACAAGGAGGACAUUCCUACAGAGACAGAUGUGAGGGGCGAUGACCAGUGUAAGGAGGACAGUCCUACAGAUAAGAGCCCAGAUGACUGUACUGGGAGCUCGGAGGGACAAUUGAUAUCUACAGAUUAUAAUGCAGAUGAUCCGGGUGUCACAUCAGAUAUGUAUGAAGAUUGUGCCAUUAUCCCAGAUGUACCAUCCACCCUUCACAGCAAAACGGUUUUAUCUGAUCCUUCUAAACAAAUCCAAUCUUCUGAUUCAUCACAGACUGUUAACCAGAAUGCAAGCCACAAAAGGGGUGAGGGAGCCCUAAGAGCUCAGAAAGGGAAGAAGUCAUAUCCAUGUUCAGAAUGUGGGAAAUGUUUUACUCAGAAAUCAGAUUUUAUGAGCCAUCAAAUUAUUCACACAGUGGAAAAGCCAUAUUCAUGUUCAGAAUGUGGGAAACGUUUUGGUUUGAAAUCGGUUCUUUUUCAACAUGAAAAACAUCAUGCAAGGAUGACUCUGUAUCCAUGUUCAGACUGUGGGAAAUGUUUUACUCACAAAUCAGAACUUGAGAGGCAUCAGAGAGUUCACACGGGAGAGAAGCCGUAUUCAUGUUCAGACUGUGGGAAACGUUUUACUCAGAAAUCUUCUCUUGUUGUCCAUCAGAGAAUUCACACACGGGAGAAACCGUAUUCAUGUUUGGAUUGUGGGAAAUGUUUUACUUGUCAAUCAGAUUGUGUUAAACAUCAGAGAAUUCACACAGAGGAGAAGCCAUUUCCAUGUCUUGAGUGUGGGAAAUACUUUAGCCAUAAGUCAAAACUUGUCAAACAUCAGAGAAUUCACACAGGGGAGAUGCUGUAUUCAUGUUCAGAAUGUGAGAAAUAUUUUACUACAAAAUCGUCUCGUCUUUUACAUCAAAGACUUCACACAGGGGAGAAGCCGUAUUCAUGUUCAGAAUGUAGCAAAUGUUUUACUCAGAAAUCAAAUCUUAUCAAACAUCACAGAAGUCAUACAGGUGAGAAGCCAUAUCCAUGUUCAGAAUGUGAGAAAUGUUUUACUAGAAAAUCUGUUCUUCUUCUACAUCAAAGACGCCACAUAAGGGAGAAGCCAUUUUCAUGCCAAGAAUUUGGAAACUGUUUUACCCAGAAACCACAGGUUUCUGAACAUUUAAAAUCUCACAAUGGGGAUAAGCCAUUUUCCUGCCCAGAAUGUCAAAAAUGUUUUACUUACAAAUCCGUUUUGGAGAGGCAUCAGAGAAUUCACACAGGGGAGAAGCCGUAUUCGUGUUCAGAAUGUGGGAAAUGUUUUACUCAGAAAUCACAUCUUGAGAGCCAUCAAAGAAUUCAUACAGGAGAGAAGCCAUAUUCAUGUUCAGAAUGUGGGAAAUGUUUUACUCAGAAAUCACAUCUUGAGAGCCAUCAAAGAAUUCAUACAGGAGAGAAGCCGUAUUCAUGUUAAGAAUUUGGAUGGUGGGGAAGAGAAAUAAAAGUGCUAAAAACGAAAAAUGGUUGCAGUGGGAAGGGGUUAUAAAUUAAAGGAAAUGUGGUGGGUGUGGAGCUCCCAUAU
Molecule: messenger RNA, 2153 nt
Organism: Bufo bufo (common toad)
Lineage: Eukaryota; Metazoa; Chordata; Amphibia; Anura; Bufonidae
Product: zinc finger protein OZF-like
Exons: 7
Coding region: 168-2045 (625 amino acids)
Biological process (GO): regulation of DNA-templated transcription
Source: RefSeq, a predicted model, not a curated record